Molecule: messenger RNA, 5871 nt
Organism: Phascolarctos cinereus (koala)
Lineage: Eukaryota; Metazoa; Chordata; Mammalia; Diprotodontia; Phascolarctidae
Source: RefSeq, a predicted model, not a curated record
UCCGCGGCGCUUCCUCGCUGCCGCUCUAUCCUGGCACUCUGUGUUCCUGGAGGACUGGCCGGUUCUCUGGCGGGCUGGCUCCCUAAACGCCUGCUCCCGGACCUGCUUCCGUGGCCCUCCCCGUCUGGGCGCCACGUGGAGACAUACCUGGACGGGAAUGCGACCUCCGCGGUGCAGGCGUCUGUCACGACAUGCCCCCGUUAUAAGAACCCGCAACGCGGGCUCUGUCGCUACAGCCCCAGGCUCCCUCUAGCCAACCCCCAGAACUGCUUGGGGUUUUGUGUGACUCAUAUCGCUAUUGGAUCCCCUCCCUGCCGUACCAGGUCCCCGAAUCUCAGAACAGAAAGACCCUCCUGCAGGGCUGGGGAGCUCACCACCUAUGCAGACAGCUGGCUCCACCCACCGUGACGGUUCUGGGGGCUAAGGAGGUUUCAGAGCCUUCAACACCUGUUCCUGCCUCUGCCAAGCCUUCUGGUCAGUGCUUUGUCUCUUAAGCUGGCUAGUUAAGGCUUCCUCUGGGCAGCCAUUCAGUGACCCCUCCGGACUGGCCACAGCAGCAGCAGCCAGGGGGCUCUCUGCUCGGGAUGCCAAAGACUUGGGGAAACAAGUGGUUUCCUAAUUAAAGGCUCCCUGAAGACCCCUCCUAGUCCCAAACAGGAAGCUAGUCUAGACCAACCCCUUGAGGAGGUGGAAACUGAGGCCCAGAGCUUUCCCCAAAGCUUAAUACCACCCAGUUCUUCUGACUCCAAGCCCGUGGUUCUUUCCACUGCAUAACACUAUCUCUCAGCAAAGACCUGAGGCAGGUAAAAGAGAGCACCUGGAUUUCCACAAAGAUCCCUGUCUGCAGUUAAAUUAUGUCUCCCUGAGCCGAUGGCCCUCAUGUGCUAGCCUGUCUAGGUCACCCAUAGCCUUAGCAUAACCUGCUCCAGCCACUGAUUACACGGUGGCCAACUUCCAAUGGGAAUUAUCCCCUCUACAACUGCCCUGUUAGCCCUUCUCAUUCCGGAGGAGUCAAGCCAAGAAGCCCCAACCAUCUUGUCCACAUUGGUGGCCGGGCAUGAGAAUGGACAGAAAACACCGACCUUGCCAGGUGCCCCCAUCUGGAGCUGAGCUGGGGGAGAAGGGAGGAGGGAUGUUUCCCCUGGUCCAGAAGAGGAGGUGAAAGGAGAAAAGAAAUGUUAGAAACUGCUCUGGGCUUGAGGCUGACAUAAAGCCUCAGCCCCAAGAAGCUAAGCCCCCCCUUUUCUCUGCCACCAAAAUCAAUGGCCUCUUACCACUGCCAGAGCAGCUAGCUGGGUGCCAGCUGGAGCCAGUCACCCCUUCAUGGAGCCUCGGCUGCUGUCCGGGAAAUGGGGUUCUUUGUCUGGCUGACUCCUCAAAUAGGCUUCAGAAUGCCAGGGCUUUUGAAAACACCACUGCAAUGCUAGCCAAGCCCUGGGCGAUUAUUCCAUCCCCUGAGUCACCAGCCUGUAUCUCAUCAUCCUGCAUGUGCCAGUGGAUGAGUGUGUGUAUCUCCCACCUCCACGCCUUUGCCAUUUGCCCUCGUCUCUGUCUCUUAGAAUUCCUAGUAUCCUUCAGUGCUUGGCCCAAAUGCCACCUCCUUUUUCCUGAUCUUGCCAGCUGUGGAGUCACUUCCUCCCAGAAGUUACUUUCUAUGGCUGGGGAUGCUGCUUGCUUUGUGCUCUUGCGUGGGGAUAAGGACGUCGCUCUGCUGAGAUGAUGUGGCAAUGCCUGCUGAUUCUUCACUGGUCACAGGGACUAGGGGUUGUGCCAAUGGGGAACUGUCACUGAGCAUCAUGAAAGGACAGAGUCUUCUGGAGGGACCACCCUCCUCAACCUGCUGGAAGAGCUGCAGAAAGGCUUCCAUCUUCCCUAUUACCAGCCCAUCAUCCUGCAGCCUCUUUGGCAAAGGCUCAAACCCACUCAUCAGACGUCGGGCUUCUCUACCCCACCUUCUGGACUGGAUGGACAGUGUGGUCGGCCGCGGGGCCCUGGCCCUCCAGGACUGGAGCAGAUCAGAACAAGACCUUCGGUCAUCAUUGUUAGAGAGUGUUCAGCAGGGGGCAGAGCUGGUGGGCCGCCUGCCGACAGCCCGUGGGACCCUGAAGAAGCAGGCCCAGGAGAUCCAAAGGAGGGAGAAGGCUGUGGAGCUCAGCCAAAUGAAGUGUGAGCUGCUUGACAUAAGGCAGAAGCAGAUGGAAAGCUCUCUCGUUCGCCUGGAGUGGGAAAGAAGAGAGCUAAAGAGGUCCAGAAGACAGGAGCAGCAGCAGGGCAGAGAGCUCCAGGACAAAAUCCUGCAUCUGCAGGUAGAAGUGAUGAAAGUCAAGUUGUGUUUGGACAGAAUGAGCCAGCAGUCACUGUUUGUGGAGGACCCAGAGAAGGAGCCCAGAGUCAGACCUGAGAGUCAGGGGGCUGACCUCAAUACCAAGCUCCAGAUGUUGGUGACCAACCAGGACUCCAUCUUUCAGGAGAAGCUAGGACAGGAGCUGAGCUUUGAUGCCAAUCAGACUCUAGAGGGCCAGGGGGAAGUAACAGUGGAGGGCCCGAAGGCCUCUACCCCCCAGGAGUCCCAGGACAUGAUCUUUCUUCAAGAAGAGCUGGUGAUCAUUAAAGAGGUGAAUGAGCUGCUCUCCUCAGAGCUGGACCAGAGCCGCCGGAGACUGAGGACCUGUCUAAACCAGCUCUACCAGCUGCAGGCAGAGAAGAAGAUUUCCCACAGCUGGCUCCAGGCCCUGGAGAUGGAGCAAGCCCAGCUGAUGGGAGAGAACUUGGCACUGUUGUCUGUGCUCCAGGGGCAAGGGGGAGGCGCAGAGCUCGGGACAGCUUCGUGGCAGAAUAGUGAGGCCAGUGGAUAUCCUCAGUUCCAGAAGGAGUUGGUCACUCCCCAACAGGAGCCAGAGGAGGAAACAUCAUGCCCCAGGACCCAUAAGGAGGAAGUUCAGUAUUGGAAAGCACGCUGGCAGCAGGUGGCAAAUGAGUUGAAAUCCAAGGAGGAGGAACUGGAGACGGUCCAGAGACAGACAUGCAAGAUCCCCUGGGUCCAAGAGCUUCUCCUAGGGAAAGAGGAGGGUCUGGCUGGGUUGAAAGACCCUGUGGGCAGGGAAAACGAGACCACUGACCUGGAAGGGAGCCGGCUGGCAAAGAAGUAUCAACAUCUUUGUUCUGGAGAAGACUCAAGUUCACUAACAGAGAAGAUGGAAUAUCAGAGAGAUCUCCAAAGCAAGAUGAAAAUACUGGAGCAGGAAAAUGCUCAGAUGGCACUGGUGAUCCAGAGGUGGAAGCUGGACAAGAGCCCAGUGCUUCAGAUCGAGCUAGACACCUGCAAGCAGGAGCUAGAACUAGAACGAAGUUUGUGCCUGGCCCUGCAGCACCAGCUUCGGGGGCUGCAAGGUGGGAGUGCCCCCCAGAGGGCAGAGCCUCCACCAGCAUUGCCAGGUCCGGGACCGUGCCCCCCUGGAACCCUGAAGGGGAUGGAAGCAGAGCCCCGAUGGGACAUGCAGUUCCAAUCCAAAGCAGAGUCUCAUAGACCCCUCCAGGAGCUUCAAGGAUCUUCAUCAGGAAGCCCUCAGGUGCCAGAGCUGCUUCAGCCAUUUCAGAGAGACGCCCGAGGGGGCCAGGAAGCAGGAGCUCCUGGGCUGUUGUCAGAGGCAGAAAUCCUAAGACAGCAGCUGCAGAAGGAGAGAACCUUGGGGCAGGAGCUGGAGCAGCGACUUCAGAGCCUCAUCUCAGACCUGCAGGAGCUGAAACUGAGGAAACCAGAAGAACACAAGGCUUCCCAGGACUCCGGACAGCAGGGAGUAGAGACCGCCGAGAGUCAGCUCAGGGAGAGCAGACAGGAGAACCUAAGGUUGGAGCUCCUGGUGUCAUCUCUACAGCAGAAGCUGGAGGACAAGGAGCAGGCACUGAGGGAGCUCCUGACCCCAAGGACCUCUGAGCAGAGGGAGACAGAGAUGACACCCUCCUCCCUGCUUAAGAAACUACCCCUUAACUCCCAGCCAGGCUUCAGCCAGUUGGUCCCAGAAGAGCUGAAGAGGGGCCCCCGAGCUGGCUGGGAGGGGGUUCCCCAGGGCCACUGCACUCACUGUAACACCUUCCUGGAACAGCUGGACAAAGUGCUUCGAAGUUGGGAAGCAUCUUCAAAGCCAGCAGAGGAGAAGCCACAGGCACUGGGGAAACCCCAGAAAGUCUUGGGGAGUCCCAAUAAGCAUGCCCCAAAGGGGGGCCGAGCUCCCGGGAGUGACCUCAGGGACAUUGAGCGGGUUAAGCAGCAGCAUCGGCUGGUGACUGAGCAGUUGCAGGAUCUGUUUGGGGAGAGACGGGAGAGGACCGGCAAGGCUGGGCAGCCCCCCAGGGAGUGGCCAGAGGGAAGCUCUGGGGAUCAGGGGACCAAGAAGCCCCCAGUGGAGCAGCUAAACUGAGGUUCCAUUGGCAAACCCAGGAGCUCUACAGCCUUCCUCAACUGCAGUGGGCGUUGCAGAAAGGGUUCGGUCUGAUUCAUCCUGGGCCCCAAGACAGACUGGACCUGGAGGGAUCUUACUGGAAUAGUCUGGAGUGGAAUUGGCAGACACAGGCCUCGGACUUGGUCAGGAAUCUGCCAGGGUGUUUCAGACCACUUCAAUUUGCCAGGGCUUCAGAUCUUCCUCAGAAAUGGUCCACGGGCCCUUGGCCUUCAGCCCCAGGACUGUCUCCCUUACUAAUCCCUAUGAAAAUAACAAUAUCAUCUUGUAUAUGGUCUUAAUAUUUACCAAGCACUUUCUUCACUACAACUUGGUGGGGGAGAUGAUAUCUCCAUCUUACAGAUAAGGAAACUGAGGCAGAGGGUAAGUGACUCACCAAGGGUUACACAGCUGUUACACAGCUAUUAAGUGUCUGAGGCAGGAUUGGAACUCAGAUCAUCUGACCCCAAGUCCAGAGCUCUUUUUCAUGAUUCCGUGCUGCCUUCUAAAAUCUUCUCAUCCCUCAUCCCUGGCUCAAGGAUCAUAGAAAUAAAUUAAGAGCUGGAUGGGAAGGGCCUAUCUCCUCGGUUUUACAGCUGAGGAAUCUGAGAUUUCAAAGAGGGUCAGUGACUGGUCCAAGGUCUCAUAGUGGCAAGGCAGGAUUAGAACCCUGGUCCGACUUUCUACUACAAGCAAGUAACCACCGGCUCAACAAGCAGUCGUGUAGGAUGUGCUCGGUGCUAGUGAAAUCCUUCCUGCCCUCGAGAAGCUUCCAUUCCGGAGCGGAAGACAACAGGCACGUGUAUGGGAGCACCCUCUCCAUCCCCUGGGUCCUGACCCACGCGCACUUGGUCUCUUCUGCCGCUGACGCCGUGACCAGCAGGCCCCCCUUCCCUUCGGCCAGUCCGGCCACCCUGGAUUUCACAAAGGAACAUGGUCAGUGCAAGAGAAUGCUUCAGGGCCGGGCGAUGGGGAAGACUCACCUGAGCCGAGCAACGCGAAGGAAAUCUUGUCCUCAGUAGCUACAGUUAGCACCCCCAGAACGAAACAGCAGGAUGCUGGUGAUCACGAGCAAAGCAGUCCUUGGGGAAGAGAGAAGCUGAGAAAAUGCACUUCCCCACGUCCUGUGCAGAGGAGGGGGCUUUGGGUGUGGGGCGCUGCAGGUACUGCUACGCUCAGGUGAGACGGUGCUUAACUUCCUGAAAGGGUUUUAAAAAUGCUAACUUUUGGGGAGAGAUGGGGUUACAAACCGAUCUCUGGAUGGGGGUGGAUAAGGGAUUUAUUUGGAAUGAAGAUGAUGUAAAAACAAAAGGUAUCAAUUAAAAAAUGUUUAAGGUACCAAUGAAUAAGUCUUCAUGGUCUAUCCAGGUGGUUUCCACCUUUUGAGUGUCUCCUAUAUCCCUAAAAUUCCCCCAGGGCUUAUACCGCAGUCAGA